UUAGCAACGUUCCAAAAUGAAAGAACUCAGGCCACAACAUUAUCAGCCGACACAACAACAGAAGCAUCCACCAGUACUGUAGUUACCACAACACCACCACAAACAACAGCCGAAUCCUCCACAACACCUACAAUGACAACAGUGGCCUCAGCAACCACUACAGUUCCUGUUGAAACAUCCACCACUACAGCAGGAGAAACCACAGCAACACCACAAACUACAGCUACAACAGCUGAAUCCUCAACACCUACAAUAACAACAGUGGCCUCAGCAACCACUACAGUUCCUGUUGAAACAUCCACCACUACAGCAGGAGAAACCACAGCAACACCACAAACCACUGCUACAACAGCUGAAUCCUCAACAACACCUACAAUAACAACAGUGGCCUCAGCAACCACUACAGUUCCUGUUGAAACAUCCACCACUACAGCAGGAGAAAUCACAACACCACAAACUACAGCUACAACAGCUGAAUCCUCAACAACACCUACAAUAACAACAGUGGCCUCAGCAACCACUACAGUUCCUGUUGAAACAUCCACCACUACAGCAGGAGAAACCACAACAACACCACAAACUACAGCUACAACAGCUGAAUCUUCCACAACACCUACAAUAACAACAGUGGCCUCAGCAACCACUACAGUUCCUGUUGAAACAUCCACCACUACAGCAGGAGAAACCACAGCAACACCACAAACUACAGCUACAACAGCUGAAUCCUCAACAACACCUACAAUAACAGUGGCCUCAGCAACCACUACAGUUCCUGUUGAAACAUCCACCACUACAGCAGGAGAAAUCACAACACCACAAACUACAGCUACAACAGCUGAAUCCUCAACAACACCUACAAUAACAACAGUGGCCUCAGCAACCACUACAGUUCCUGUUGAAACAUCCACCACUACAGCAGGAGAAACCACAGCAACACCACAAACUACAGCUACAACAGCUGAAUCCUCAACAACACCUACAAUAACAGUGGCCUCAGCAACCACUACAGUUCCUGUUGAAACAUCCACCACUACAGCAGGAGAAACCACAGCAACACCACAAACUACAGCUACAACAGCUGAAUCUUCCACAACACCUACAAUAACAACAGUGGCCUCAGCAACCACUACAGUUCCUGUUGAAACAUCCACCACUACAGCAGGAGAAACCACAGCAACACCACAAACUACAGCUACAACAGCUGAAUCCUCAACAACACCUACAAUAACAACAGUGGCCUCUGCAACCACUACAGUUCCUGUUGAAACAUCCACCACUACAGCAGGAGAAAUCACAACAACACCACAAACUACAGCUACAACAGCUGAAUCUUCCACAACACCUACAAUAACAACAGUGGCCUCAGCAACCACUACAGUUCCUGUUGAAACAUCCACCACUACAGCAGGAGAAAUCACAACAACACCACAAACUACAGCUACAACAGCUGAAUCUUCCACAACACCUACAAUAACAACAGUGGCAUCAGCAACCACUACAGUUCCUUGGCCUCAGCAACCACUACAGUUCCUGUUGAAACAUCCACCACUACAGCAGGAGAAAUCACAACACCACAAACUACAGCUACAACAGCUGAAUCCUCAACAACACCUACAAUAA
Molecule: messenger RNA, 1620 nt
Organism: Pimephales promelas (fathead minnow)
Lineage: Eukaryota; Metazoa; Chordata; Actinopteri; Cypriniformes; Leuciscidae
Source: RefSeq, a predicted model, not a curated record